AUGAGUGACGUGCAAGCGAAUAACUCGUGGUUUCAAGAGGGCGUGGAUGGGAGAAUGAAGAAGAGUUUUACACCGAUGCAAAAAGUUACAUCGGCGAUUACGCAACUUGCAACUGGUAACCUUCCAAACGAGAACGACGAAUAUUUAAAUAUGGCCAAAAGGACUUCCCGUUCACAAAACGACAUCAACGUACUCCAACAAUCUCCGUUAUUUCUUACUCAACGAAAUAGAACUGAACCAAAAUGUCCAUUUUACGUGAACAACCACUUGUACAAACGUGGAUACUAUCUUGCAGAUGGAAUCUACCCUACUUGGUCCGUGUUUGUGAAAUCAAUUCAGUAUCCUCAGAUAGUGAAAGAAAAGAAGUUCCAGAGGCAACACGAUGCGGCAAGAAAAGACGUGGAACGGGCUUUUGGUGUUUUAAAGGAAAAAUGUGGUGUACUUAAUCGAUCGAUGUGUGCUAUGAGUGUAAAAAAGAUUAGGAAUGUCUUAUAUGUGUGCAUUAUUAUGCAUAACAUGAUUCUAAAAGACGACGAAAACACGAUUACACAGGUACAUAUUCGGGAUCCUCCAGUCGAGCACGUUUUCGAUGAUACUGUUUAUAACGAGCUCAUUGAUGAAGAUACGCAUUAUAGACUAAAAUAUGAUCUUGUGGAGCAUCUUGGAGAACAAGAUUUACCCCACCUUUUGGCGGAUUCCGACGACAAAUAG
Messenger RNA from Helianthus annuus (common sunflower), 711 nucleotides. RefSeq lists its product as uncharacterized. Bases 1 to 711 code for a protein of 236 amino acids. Lineage: Eukaryota; Viridiplantae; Streptophyta; Magnoliopsida; Asterales; Asteraceae. The transcript has 2 exons. The record is from RefSeq and is a predicted model, not a curated record.